CAGAUCGUAACUCGAAGUAAUAAUAUAUGAACGCUGCAGCCCAGCUGCUUUUCCUGAUUAGAGAUGAUUAUAACUCUGAUUUAUUUUAGAUACAACUACAGCCUAAUCUGAGCCUAUAGGCUAAUGAAAAAGGUACUGCAGCGCAAAGACGUACGUACGUACAGGUUUGCAUUAUACAAUAGAUCAAUUGUCAAGAGCGCUUGGAUUAUAAGACACAUCGCAUAAUGGAAAGUAUUGACAGUAUUUACCGGCCGGUAUGAGAAAUGAUGACAUCCCGACGACAGUGUGAUCGUUGGUCAACAGGUCGUAGCACGUACUAUGCAAAUGUACAGCCUGUGAACCACAACUGCCGAGAAUCUGUUUGGCCGUUCAUCGACCAUCGGCGCCGUAAGAAGAUCACGGCAAACGAUGUGUUAUGCCCAGAGAGCAGACAGGCUUCUUUGUGACGAAGUAAACGUCUAAACGAACACGCUGUCUUCGUCGUCGCUUGAUUUUUGCACCACCUAUAUAAGCGUAGCGGAAAUGCACAGACAGUAUCAACAUCUUUUAAGCUUCAGCUUCCUUAAGAAAAUCUAAUCCUUUAAACCAUGGCGUUCAUCGCAUCCAUCGGUGCCGUUCUCAGUGUGAUAGUGGUCGCGGUGGCGGCGCAGUAUGCUGUGAGCAAUAAUCAGUAUGGGAUACAGUAUGCCAGUGGAUAUAAUAACGGUGGCGGUGGAUUAUAUGGAGGCGGGGGAUUCAGUUCCCUGGGAUCGGGAUAUGGGUCCGGCGGAUUAGUUAGCGGCGGAUAUGGCGGUUCCGGUUACAGCAGCGGCGGUUACGGUGGCAACAGUGGUGGUUAUGGCGGUAACAGCGGAGGAUACGGGGGUAACAGUGGUGGAUACGGAGGUAGCAGCGGCGGAUAUGGCGGUAGCAGUGGCGGCUAUGGCGGUAACAGCGGGGGUUAUGGAGGUAACAACGGCUAUGGUGGGUCGAGCCUAAAUACCGGAUACGGUGGAUCCGGAUACAGCAGCGGAGGAUCGGGAUACAGCAGCGGUGGAUACGGUGGCGGUCUGAGCAGCGGUUACGGAAGCGGCAUGUCGGGUGGGUACGGAGGUGGUCUGUCCAGUGGCUACGGAAGCGGAUUAUCUAGCGGCUAUGGAGGUGGUCUCUCCAGUGGUUAUGGAAGCGGCCUGUCUGGUGGAUACGGAGGUGGUUUGUCGAGCGGUUAUGGCAGUGGUCUGUCAUCGGGUGGAUAUGGAGGCGGUCUCUCCUCCGGUGGAUACGGUGGCGGUUACAACAGUGGCUCCAGCUAUGGAGGCGGACUCUCCGGUGGUUACGGUGGAUCGAGCUACAACUCCGGCGGCUACGGAGGUGGACUGUCUAGCGGAUAUGGUAACAGCGGAGGAUACGGACAGACUAGCCUGUCUGGAUCUUACUAUGGCAAGAAAUAAUGUUUCACUCAAUGUCUUUCCGAUACCGGUGCCAUUUUCCUGUGAGCGCGUAUACUCAUACAGUAAUUUAUUUUACUUGCACAUGUUUUUUCUUCUUCAUUUUGGAUGUGAUGGAGCCGUUUUUUAAAGAAGGUGAUGAAUAUGAUGUUGGUUUUGUCAGAAAGUCUUCAUUAAAUAAAUCCAUACGUAUAAAUAAUUUUGAGUAAAU
Molecule: messenger RNA, 1638 nt
Organism: Paramacrobiotus metropolitanus
Lineage: Eukaryota; Metazoa; Tardigrada; Eutardigrada; Parachela; Macrobiotidae
Product: keratin, type I cytoskeletal 9-like
Exons: 2
Coding region: 588-1430 (280 amino acids)
Source: RefSeq, a predicted model, not a curated record